GCCUCUUCCCGCCGGAUGACUCGCCUCUACCAGUCUCGUCUCGUGUCUGCUUUGUUAAGUUCCAUGAUCCGGACUCGGCAGUUGUAGCACAGCACCUGACAAACACUGUGUUCGUUGACAGAGCUCUGAUAGUCGUACCGUAUGCCGAAGGUUUGUGCUUUGUUUACUACCUCUGGGCACCCUCGGGUGACCGCCUACCAAAGGGUAGCUGCAGAGUGAGAGUUAGCAGUGUGAUGAAACUCAGCACGUAACGUUUUGAAACCCUUGUUAUACUGCAGUCCAUGAUACUUAUGUAACUUUAAUCAUUAGAAAUCAGGUCUGCUUUUUAUAAGAUACUGAACCCUUUGCUUCCUUUAAUACAUUUUUUAAGUUCAUGAAAUCCGUGUCCCUACUUGUAACUCUGAGGUCUGUCUACUUAGUUUUGUGAAAAGUCCCAAAGGUAAAAUGAUUCACUCCAUGGCACUUAACAGAGACCUUCAAAUGCAUGAUGUUACUUAAGUAAAUGCCCAGGUUGUAUUUCUAUAAUGCUUCCUCACAUUGAUAACUUGGGGAAAAAAAAUCCCACAUUAAAUUCCAGUAUACCAAGGGUUGCAGUGAUUUUAAAUUUUGUGAAAAUGCAAGAUUUCCUAUAGUUUAGGUGCCAGAUGGGCACUGGGUGUUGUGUUUUUAUGCCAGAUUUUUUUGUUCAUUCUUGUUAUAUUUUCUAGAAUAUCUCUCAAUAAUAAAUUCUUCUCUCUGUUAUUUGUGUGUGUGAUUUUUGUAGUGGAGAAGGCAAAUGCAAAACUCUUCCAGAUGACUGAAAAACAGUGGGUUCUCUGCAGCUACAGGGGAUUCUAGACAUUAACUAAAGGCCAGCAAGCACUCCAGUGCCCAAGUGUUCCCUGGUGUGACCAUUCGUUAACGACAUUUUCUCUCUUUUUACAUUUUAGGCUGUUAAAGUAAUUUGACAGAAAAAAAUUGAGCAGGUUUUUUGGAUCUAAAAAAAGCCACUGUGACAAGACAACACUAUUUAAUACCAUUUUGUAAAAUUUUCUGAGGCAUAUUUUAUAAUUUGAUUGUUCCCAGUAUACUGCUACUUGAUUUGCUUUUUGGUAACUAUAAAUUUUGAUUGAAAAGUCAUUAACAUAAUAAAAUGAGUGGGUUUUAAGUUAAUAUUUUAUGAAAUACACUGACCAGGAUUUACAUGCAUUACCUUUCCUUUAAUAAACUGGUCAGGAGAAAGAAAACCUUGUUAUUGUUUACUUUAGUUGCUAUCUUGGAGCUUUGAAUACAGUGUGAACAUUGACAUCUAUCUUGUAAAGUUGUGAACUGUCUGAAGUUGGAGAAAUUGCCUUUGGGUUUAAAGAAAUCAAGUUCUGUUCAGAGCGGGGUUCAGGUAUGCUGUAUUGUAACAGUACUUCUAUCUCCAUUAUGUUAACGCAUUUGAGCAUAGUUGUAAGGUUAAGAUAGAUUGACUGUAGUUAUCUUUGGUUAAAAAUUGCUUGUGUGUCAGUGUGUUUGUUGUAGGGUAAGAUUUAACCACCAACAAACAAUUUCUAGGAUUCAAAUUUAGGAUGAGUAACAUAAAUGAUAGGCCUGGAAACACGGGUCAGCUCACGUGAGUAAUGUGCAGACUUUGUAGCCAGCCAUUAAAUUUAAAGAUUUUAUUAGCUAAGUAUUGUAAUUCCCAAGCCUGGAACAUAAUACAGUAUAUCAUCUAACUGGCUCUUUAGCGGUAGCUUUAGACUAUAGUAAUUUUUUAAUACCUAUUUUUCAAAAGUGAGGUUUCGUGGAAUGUGCAUAACAUUACAGAAAUGUUUAGUUGAGAAGUCUAUUUUUGCCGUAUUUGAUUUGUGGUAUGACAUGCUGUAUUAAUGUUCCCUCCAUUAAGUAAAUGUCACCAUGCACUCUGGUUUUAGCAUUUACACUUUUGGGGGUGGCUCUCAGCCAGUACUUUAGAGGCAUAGACACAAAAUUUACGGUAAGAAACAAUCUAAAUUGGUAAAAGUGAUAUACCAGGAUUUGGAAGGAACUCUUAAUAGUAAUGGAUUUGGGGGUUAUUUUAGGUUCCUUGGUUAAUGUUUGUUUCUUUUGUCUGUUUCUUUUUCUUUCAUUUCUACACAUUCAUGCAGUAUUUCAUGGUUCUAUCAAAGCAGCAGUAAAAAAAAUACUCUUGACGCAUGAAAAUUAACUGGUGAGGGGCCUCAUUGCUAUUUUUUAAAUUGUAGUUUUAUUUUUAAAUAGUCUUUUUAAUCGGAGGAUCAGAUGCAUGAUUUUUUUUUUAAUGGAUGCAGAUCUUCUAUCAGGUGUUUCAGUAAAUUCAAGAGGAUUUAGUUUGCCAGAAAUGUUGCAAAUGCACUAAUUUGAGUAAGAUGCUGAUACUUAAUAUAUCCUCUUGAGACAUAAUUUUGCAUGCAAAAUUACCCCUUAAUCUGUAGGUUUGUUAAUAUUGAUGCAUUAAUGCCCUAUAUUUAAAUGAUCUUCUCCCCUUCCCUUCCAUAACUCUUGGUAUCUAAAUUGAUGACAGCUCUGGCACAAGCAAGAUAACAGUGCUGUGUAGUAUACAUUUGUUUUAUAUUAUCGGCACUUCUCAGUGUAGGAGGAAGGAACCAUUACCUUUAUUUAACAGUGGUUUUUCUUUUUUGUUGUUGUGUUUUACAGUUCUUUUCCCUGGUUCAGCCUGAACUAUAUACCAGGCCCUGCUGAAAAUACCACCCAACAGUUUUCUUCUGCAGCUUAUCCAGUUUCUCUUAAGUGCCCUGUACAUAUUGUAUGUUUUAUGAUGAGAUGCAGUUUCUUAAUAUGUAUUACAGAAAUACUACUGGUAUUUGCAAAUAUGUAGUUUAAUUGUAUUAUUGAACUCUCAUUUUGGGGGCUUGGGCACAUUAACAGAUUAAUCCAUCUGUAUAGGGCUUUUGCUGUUGGAUAGAAUUGAAAUUGUCUACGUAAAUAUUUGUAUUAGGACCCUUAGAUUUUAUCUGAAUACACGAAUUAGGCCUUAAAAACAGACAUACAUGUCGCUUUGGGCUUAAGGAGUUCAGUACAGUUAGUUUCAAACUGACACUGUAUAGUCUUUUUGGUACAAGUAGCAUGGCACAUGUUGGAACAUAAAAGCCUUUAACUGUACAGGUAAGGAAUGUGCCAUGUUGUUUUACCUAUUUUUGCUUUCUCUCUCUAUCUCUCUCACUUCCACACACAUACCGUGUGUAUUCAGAGGUCUUCAGAAACAUUCAUAUUCAUUUUCAUGAGUCAGCAAAAGCCCUACGCUCGAUUCCAACAGAGUAUUUCCUUACAUACUUUUCUUCUCUUAAAUUUUACAAAGUUUGUAUGGUAGGUGUAAAAGUCAUAGUAACUGUACCAUUAUUAACCCCUAAAUCAAACUUUUUUUGUCUUGUGUAUCUUGAUUUUUCUGUGUGCUUUAUAGUGAAGCAGCCGACACGAGUCGUUGUUCAUAAAACAGCUUUUGAAAGUUGAGAGCACACCCUGGAGAGCCGACUGUGCUUGCUUACGUUUGGUUCAUGACUUAAAAAUCGAGUACAGGAGUUAUUCCUGACGAGACAAAAGCUCUGUCUCUGCUGGCACCAGCUAACGCAGUGGCAGGUCUUCUGCCUGGUGGUGGACUCCUCCCGACCCCCAACCCACUGACCCAGAUUGGCGCUGUUCCACUGGCGGCUUUGGGAGCUCCCACUCUAGACCCUGCCCUCGCUGCCCUGGGGCUUCCUGGAGCAAACUUGAACUCACAGUCUCUUGCCGCAGAUCAGUUGCUGAAGCUUAUGAGUACCGUCGAUCCCAAGUUGAAUCAUGUAGCCGCUGGGCUUGUUUCACCAAGUCUGAAAUCAGAUACCUCUAGUAAAGAAAUAGAGGAAGCUAUGAAGAGAGUACGAGAAGCACAGUCCCUGAUAUCUGCUGCUAUUGAACCAGAUAAGAAAGAAGAAAAGAGAAGGCAUUCAAGAUCAAGAUCGCGCUCUAGGAGGAGGAGGACACCCUCAUCUUCCAGACACAGGCGAUCAAGAAGCCGGUCAAGGAGGCGAUCACAUUCUAAGUCAAGGAGUAGACGACGGUCAAAAAGUCCCAGACGGAGGAGAUCCCAUUCCAGAGAGAGAGGUCGGAGGUCAAGGAGCACAUCGAAGACCAGAGAUAAAAAGAAAGAAGACAAAGAGAAGAAACGCUCCAAAACACCACCAAAAAGCUACAGCACAGCCAGACGGUCCAGAAGUGCAAGCAGUUUGCACGUCUGUAAUUCCAGAGAGAGACGACGACGGAGAAGCAGGAGUGGAACGAGAUCCCCCAAAAAGCCUCGGUCACCCAAGAGGAAAAUGUCACACUCCCCGUCCCCCAGAAGACAUAAAAAGGAGAAGAAGAAAGACAGAGACAAAGAGCGAAGCAGAGAUGAGAGGGAGCGCUCGACAAGCAAAAAGAAAAAGAGUAAAGAGAAGGAGAAGGAGCGGGAGAGAAAAUCAGAGAGUGACAAGGAUGUGAAACAGGUCACACGGGACUACGACGAGGAGGAGCAGGGCUACGACAGCGAGAAGGAGAAGAAGGAGGAAAAGAAGCCCGUGGAGGCAGGGUCCCCCAAGACUAAGGAGUGCGCCGUGGAGAAGUCUGCGGGUGACGUGCUGCGUGAGUCCAAGGUGAACGGGGAUGACCACCACGAGGAGGACAUGGACAUGAGUGACUGAGCCGAGCCCCGCCUUGGGAACGGGGAGGGCGCUCCCGGCGGGACAUUGGGUGUGUGCAUCCUGAGCUCUUGGAGUGGCGCUGGGACAGCUCCCUUCACGGCGAGGUCUGCAGAGCAGCAGAGUGACACUGCAUGCGUCCUCAGCAGGCACGGGUCGUCUGCAGCGUCACGCACGCCCCUUCCUCAGUACGUUCACUUUAGUCUCUAGGACUUGGUCGUUGCCGUAAUAGAGCCAUGUAGGAAUGCACUGAUUGCAUGUAAUUGUGGCAAGAACCCCCAUGUUGUCAAGGUCCUCCCCGGGACGAUCUCCUUUGGUCUUGUUUGUGGACGUGACGAAGUAACACUCUUAGAGGUACAUCUGGAAACAGCAUUUGAGAUAGAUAACCCUUCCAGCCUUGUGGCUCGAGUUUUGUGGCUUUUGUUUAACUCUGAAAGGUUAAGUAUGCACUAACCUUUUUUGAUGGCUAAUUAGGCUUCAAUUGCAGAAACGAUUUCACAUAAAAUUCUUUGGCAGUGAGUAAAUUAGCAACAUUUUGAGAUAGAAUUGUAUACGUUUUCAUAGGUGUUUGGGAAUUUUUUUUCCCAAAGUAAUUUAUUCCACCUCUACAUCAGUGAGAACUGUCCGCCUCUCCCGGGUUCACCUGUAAAAGAAACUUAAAUCUCUUGUCCCGAUUUUCAAUUUUUCACUUUUGUUGUUUUAAACUCAGUGUUGGAAAAAAGGGGCUAGUGCAUUUUAAAUGGAUCGUCACAUACUUUUAAAACAAAUCUACUUGAUAAUGUACUUUUAUUUGAUCUCCAGUUGUAUAAAACCAAUAAAUUUGUGUUCUUAUUACUGCAGUAGUAACCUUAACGCACACAGUGAUUAUCUGCAAAGUAGUUAGGCAGCCGUUUCUUAGUUCCAGGAGUUCCAGGCUUUACUUUUGUGCAGUAAAAACAAAAGUAGGCUACAGUCUGUGCCAUGUUGAUGUACAGUUUCUGAAGUUGUUUUACAAGACUUUGAUAAUAAAACCCUCAAACUUA
Cavia porcellus (domestic guinea pig) is the source of this 5677-nucleotide messenger RNA. It is a transcript of the gene Srsf11, whose product is annotated as serine and arginine rich splicing factor 11. Lineage: Eukaryota; Metazoa; Chordata; Mammalia; Rodentia; Caviidae. The transcript is spliced from 12 exons. Gene Ontology annotation, molecular function: RNA binding. Gene Ontology annotation, cellular component: nucleoplasm. Gene Ontology annotation, biological process: RNA splicing. The record is from RefSeq and is a predicted model, not a curated record. Bases 3753 to 4658 code for a protein of 301 amino acids.